This is a messenger RNA of Pleuronectes platessa (European plaice), 2514 nucleotides long. RefSeq names its product protocadherin gamma-C5-like. Gene Ontology annotation, cellular component: plasma membrane. NCBI's taxonomy places the organism in Eukaryota, Metazoa, Chordata, Actinopteri, Pleuronectiformes, Pleuronectidae. The transcript has a single exon. Bases 1 to 2514 code for a protein of 837 amino acids. Gene Ontology annotation, molecular function: calcium ion binding. Gene Ontology annotation, biological process: homophilic cell-cell adhesion. The record is from RefSeq and is a predicted model, not a curated record.
AUGCAUUUUACUGAAUCACGGAUGACAAAGACAAUGGGAUACCGAGAAUGGAGAUGGCAGGCGCUUUGGUGGUAUCACUUCUUUCUCUUGUGGAGUAUAAUAGACGCACAGACUCGGUACAGCAUCCCGGAGGAACUAAAACAGGGCUCUGUGGUAGGAAAUCUAGCCAAAGAUCUUGGUUUAGGACUGUCUGAGAUUUUUGACCGUAAGCUGCGAGUCGCCUCGGAGGCUGGUAAGCAGUAUUUCACUGUGGAUGCGGGGAAGGGCGAGCUCGUGGUGAAUGACAGAAUAGACAGAGAGGCUCUAUGUGGACAAAGCGCCAGCUGUGUUCUACCUCUGCAAGUCGUCAUUGAGGACCCGCUACAGUUGCAUCGCAUUGAGGUGGAAAUACGAGAUAUUAAUGACAAUUCACCAGGUUUCAUUUCAAACGAAUUAUCUUUAAAAAUAGCAGAAUCAGCAGCAGUUGGCACCAGCUUUCACUUGGAGCGCGCAACGGACCCAGACGUUGGCAGCAAUUCACUUAAAUCGUAUACGCUUAGUAAAAAUGAGUGUUGCUCCCUCAGAAUCAAAGAGAUAGAGGGUGGUAAGACCGUUCCGGAACUUGUCUUAGAUAAACUACUAGAUAGAGAAAAGAGAGCUGUUCACAAAAUCCUACUAACAGCAUUAGACGGAGGGAAUCCAGUUCGAUCAGGAACGUCACAAAUAACCAUAACCGUCCUUGAUAUAAAUGAUAAUUUUCCAGUUUUUGAAAAGAACGUUUAUAAAGUAACACUCGGUGAAAAAAGUAUAAAGGGGGCUGUUGUGAUAAAACCCAAAGCAACAGAUGCAGAUGAAGGUUUGAAUGGUCAAAUCGAAUUCUCAUUUGGCUCCCGGACUCCAGAUUUUGAUUCGUCAAUUUUUGAUAUUAACUCUAUAACGGGGGAAAUCAGUCUGAAAGGGGAGUUAGACUAUGAAACUGUAAAGUCAUUUGACAUCGAUGUCACUGCAAAAGACAAAGGCAGCCCUGAAAUGGAGGGACACUGCCGCGUGCAGGUUGAUAUUACUGAUUUCAAUGACAACGCUCCUGAAAUAGUCCUCACGUCUCAGCCAAAGCCAGUGCGCGAAGACGCACCAAGUGGCACAGUAGUUGCCUUGAUCAGUGCGCGUGAUCUUGAUUCUGUUGAUAAUGGCAAAGUAACGUUGCAACUCACCAAGGGCUUCCCCUUCGCUCUGAAACCUUCUUUUUCUAAUAAUUACGCACUGGUUACCAGUGGUACUUUAGACAGGGAGAGCUGCUCACACUAUGAUAUUGAAAUAACAGCCACUGACUCAGGCUCGCCUCCUCUGUCCAGUAAGAAAAUCAUACCAGUCAGCAUCACUGAUGUGAAUGACAACCCUCCUGUAUUCUCUCAGCCCUCCUAUAAUGUGUAUUUAAAAGAGAAUGGGGUACCAGGAUCUGUACUGUACUCAGUAUCAGCCUCUGACCUGGAUUUUGGGGAAAACGCUAAAAUCUCUUACUCUAUACUGGACUCUAAAGUGCAGGACGUUUCUGUCUCCUCGUAUGUUUACAUUAACUCAGAUAACGGCAGCAUCUACAGCAUGCACUCGUUUGACUAUGAGAAACUGAAGGUGUUUCAGAUUCAGGUUCAGGCUAAGGAUCAGGGCUCUCCGUCUCUCAGCAGCAACACCACCGUCCAUGUUUUUAUCCUCGACCAGAACGACAACGCCCCCUCUGUUAUUUACCCCUCUUCCGCUGUCCUGGGCUCCCUCUCUCACCAGAGGAUGCCCCGCUCCGCUAAAGCGGGUCACCUGGUCACUAAGGUGACGGCCGUGGACGCGGACUCGGGCCAUAACGCCUGGAUCUCCUACAAAGUGGCGGAGGCCACAGACGCCUCUCUGUUCACUGUCAAUCUGUACACAGGGGAGGUGAGGACUAAACGCGCUGUGUCCGAGCAGGACGACUCCUCUCAGAGGCUGCUUAUAGAGAUCAAGGACGACGGGGACCCGGUCCAGUCCUCCACCGUCACGGUGUCCAUCCAGCUGGAGGACGGUCUCCAUGAGCCCAUCUUAGACCUCCGACAGAAAGUGACCGAGCCCAGCAAGAAAACUGGGAGAAUCACCUUAUAUUUGAUUCUCUCUCUGGCCUCGGUGUCCGUGCUGUCUGUGGUGACUUUUCUCAUCUUAGCGGUUAAAUGCAUCAGGAGCAGCAGAAGCAGCGGUAGUUGCUGCAUGAGACAGGGGGACUAUGAUGGUUACAAGAACCCCAACAGAAACCUGCAGAUUCAGCUGAACACUGAUGGACCCAUAAAGUACGUGGAGGUCAUGGGAGGAGACAUGAUGUCUCAGAGUCAAUCCUUCAGGUCCUGUAUGUCUCCAAUGUCUCCAAUGUCCGAGUACAGUGACUUCACUUUGAUUAAGCCCAGCAGCACCACUGACUUUAAUGAGGUGAUCAGUGUCCUGGAUGCGUCUUUACCGGACAGCACCUGGACCUUUGAGAGCCAGCAGGUGAGCAGAAAACGAAAAGGCCAUUUGUAA